GGUGAAUAUUGCGAUACCAUAUGGAAUAAAAUAGGAUGUAUCGUUAAACUAGGUACUGCACACCCGAAUGUACAUGUACCUACCAGGUGUGCUUGAUGACGCGACGCGCCAAAACCCCUGUGGCUCAAAUUGUGGCUUGGCUUUGUUUACAAACUUCCAAAAGUCAACAGUGGGGUAUCGCGAAGCAACCAGUUCUCUCAAGAUCAACGGCCUAGAAUUGCAAGCCGCCAUUCUACUGUUCUUGAUUCUCAAACCCCAUUUUCGUCGUUUCUCACUCUUGUCUUCCCAUUGCGCACCAUACAACUGCCAUGUCCUCGACGCGACCGUCCCGCCGCGCAGCGGCAAGGAGGACCGCCGUCAUCGACUCCGAUGAUGAUAUCGCCGACACGACCCAGAAGUUAGCCGACGAUAGCGAGGAUGACUUCAACCCUGUUGCACCGAGCAGCCCGCGCCGGCAGAGUAGGCGCAAGACCAUGGAGGUCCCAGCAACCCCCAAAAGAGGGGGUCGUGCGAAGAAGAGCAUUGCUCCCACUGCAGCUAGCGAGAUCUUCGAUCCCGACCAGACAUCGAUUGUGGACCAAGACGAACCCUUGAAGAAGGCAUCGCCACGGAAGCGCAAGAGCGUGGCUCCAAGAGCAGCAAAGAUGGCAACGCCAGAGCUCGAGGCUUCUCUUCCCACCCCGAAGCCUUCGGCGUCGCCAGAGCCUUCAGAACUCCUGCAGAGCACUCCAUUGGCUGAUAUUACAUCUUCAACGAUCAACGAGCAGCGGCGGCCGAUAGAUGAGACACUCCUAGCGGCAGUCAAGCCGAUCAGGGCGAUGGACACAAUCCUCGAAAAGCCCAUGGACAUUGUCUUGAAGUCGCGUACCACGACUAUACCGAUGGUCGAGGACAGGGGACCGAUGCCGCGCAUCGUCAUCACCUACCUCAUCCUGACCAACUUCAAGAGUUAUGCGGGAAGGCAAGAAGUCGGACCAUUCCAUUCGUCUUUCUCGUCUGUUGUCGGGCCCAACGGUUCGGGGAAGUCCAACGUCAUCGACUCUCUUUUGUUCGUCUUCGGCUUCCGUGCGAGCAAGAUGCGGCAAGGCAAGAUCUCGGCCCUUAUUCACAACUCUGCGCAAUAUCCAGACCUGGAGUAUUGUGAAGUCGCCGUGCAUUUCCAGGAAGUAAUGGACCUCCCUGGCGGUGGACACGAAGUUAUUCCCGACUCCGACCUCGUCAUUUCGCGGAAGGCCUUCAAGAACAACUCCAGCCAGUACUUCAUCAAUGGCAAAAAUUCCAACUUCACCACGGUCACCACACUUCUGCGGGAUCGUGGCGUCGAUCUGGAUCACAAGCGAUUCUUGAUCUUGCAGGGCGAGGUUGAAUCGAUCGCUCAAAUGAAGGCCAAAGCAGGAAACGAGCACGAGGAUGGGCUCCUUGAGUAUCUCGAGGACAUCAUCGGUACCUCAAAAUACAAGGCGCCGAUUGAAGAAUCAGCUGCCGAGGUUGACACCUUUAACGAAGUCUGCCUGGAGAAGAGCGGCCGGGUCCAACACGUUGAGAAGGAGAGGAAUAGCCUCGAGGACAAGAAGAACAAAGCCCUCGCCUACGUGCGGGACGAGAACGAGCUAGCUAUGAAGCAGGCUGCUCUGUACCAGCUGUAUAUUGCCGAGUGCGACGAUAACCUUGCUGUCACCAAGGAGGUGAUCGAGCAGAUGCAGGCACAGCUUGAAACAGAGCUGGAAAACCACAACGGCAGUGAGCAGAUCAUCAAGAAACUCGAGAAGGCAUACUCCAAAGGCAACAAGGAUCUGGAGGCACAGCACAAGGAGACGCAGGGCUUGAUUAAGGAGAUGGCCAAGUUUGACCAAGAGCGCGUCAAGUUCGAAGAGAAACGGAAAUUCCUCAACGACAAGCGGAAGAAGCUCGAGAAGACAAUCGCCAAUGCUGAGAACUCGGCUGCAGAGGCGGACCAGACGGUCGAGCAAUGUACCGAGGAGGUCGAGUCUCGAGCCCAGGAAAUUGCCGCGCUUGAAGAGCAGGUCAAGGUGGAGGAGGCUGAGCUAACCAGGAUCCGGGACGGCCUCAAGGGGAAAACCCAGACAUUCUCCGACAAGAUUGCGGCAAAGCAGAAGUCUCUCGAGCCCUGGAAGGAGAAGAUCAACCAGAAGCAGUCAGCCAUAGCCGUUGCAGAGAGCGAGCUGACAAUCCUGCAAGAGAAGGCAAAUUCCGGCGCCGUGGCUCUUGAAGAGCUGCAGGCCAAGAUCGCUGCCAUAGAGGAGGGCCGUGACGCGAAGUUGGAGGAACUCAAGGGAUGUCAAGCCGAGAAGGCAAGACUCGAGAGAGCAGCCAAGGAAGUUGGCGCCGAGCUGCAAAAGAUUGCGCAGGACGAGCCAAAACUCCGAUCGCAACUCUCCAAUGCCAGGCAGAAGGCUGACGAGGCCCGAUCUAGUCUGUCAGCGACCCAGACACGGGGAAAUGUCCUCACUGCUCUUAUGCGGAUGAAGGAGUCUGGCCGUAUCGAUGGCUUCCACGGCAGGCUUGGGAAUCUCGGAGCGAUCGACCAGAAAUACGACGUUGCCAUCUCCACUGCCUGUGGAGCCCUUGACAACUUUGUCACAGAUACCGUCGAAGCAGGCCAGCAAUGCAUCGAGUACCUGCGAAAGACAAACCUCGGUCGGGGUAACUUCAUCUGCCUUGACAAGCUGCGGGUUCGCGAUAUGUCUCCCAUCCAGACUCCGGAGAACGCGCCGCGCCUCUUCGAUCUUGUCCAAGCCAAGGAUGAAAGAUUCCAUCCUGCAUUCUAUCAUGCACUCCAGGACACCAUUGUGGCCAGGGACCUGGCACAGGCCAACCGCAUUGCCUAUGGUGCCAGGAGAUGGCGAGUUGUCACGCUUGACGGCGAGUUGAUCGACAAGUCCGGCACCAUGUCUGGCGGUGGCUCCACGGUUAAGAGAGGGCUGAUGUCGUCCAAACUGGUUGCCGACACUACCAAGGAGCAGGUGUCCAGGCUUGAGGUUGACCGUGAUGCCCUUGAACAGAAGUUCCAAGAGUUCCAAGACCGUCAGCGCGAACUUGAAUCUCGCCUCCGCGAUCUCAAGGACCAGAUUCCCGAACUCGAGACCAAGAUGCAGAAGAUCAACCUCGAGAUAGAAAGUGCUGCCAAGAACCUGGCAGAUGCCCAACGCCGCAUCAAGGAGCUCGGCAAGGAGCAUCAGCCGUCACAGUCGGAUGACAACAGGGUUGCUGUUCUACAAAAGGAGAUCGCAAAGCUGGGCAAGGAGGUCGACAAGCUUCAUGGGGAGACUUCAAGCGUGGAAGAAGAGAUCAAAGUGUUGCAGGACAAGAUCAUGGAAGUUGGUGGUGAAAAGCUUCGUGCCCAGAGAGCCAAGGUCGACUCACUGAAGGAGGAGAUCUCGUCCCAGAGCGAGGAGAUGUCCAAUGCCGAGGUCAAGAAAGCCAAGACCGAGAAGCAGAAGAUCAAGCUCGAGAAGGACUAUGCGAAGGCUACCAAGGAGCUUGAGGGCGCCAUUCGUGAUAUGGACAAGCUUGAGGAGGAGAUCCAAAACCAAGGCGACACUGCCGAGUCCUACGAGACAAGGGUCGAGGAGGCCCGCGAGGCCUUGGCUGUCAAGAAGGAGGAGCUUUCGGAACUGAAAGCGGAGCUGGACGAGAAGACGGCAGAGCUCAAUGCAACCCGUGCCGUCGAAAUUGAGAUGCGGAACAAGCUCGAGGAGAAUCAGAAAGUCUUCUCCGAAAAUCAGAAACGGUUGCGAUACUGGGAGGACAAGCUUUCGAAACUGGUCCUCCAGAACAUCGAGGACCUUGAGCAGGGCAGCAAGCCUUCAAAGAGCGAGGCCGAGGGAGAGGCUGAUCCGGAAGCCCAGCUCCAAGCCGAAGCGGAGGCCGACACAAGCACCGAGGCCGACGAGACUAUCAGGGGGCCGGGCCGAUCCAGCCCGCUGGAGCUGCCUCGAUACACCAAGGACGAGCUUGCCGACAUGAGCAAGGAGGCGCUCAAGGGCGAGAUUGCGGCGCUCGAGGAGAAGACACAGAACGUCAACGUCGACCUCGGCGUCUUGGCCGAGUACCGCCGCCGCGUAGAGGAGCAUGCGGCUCGGUCGUCGGACCUCGCCACCACGGUAGCGCAGCGCGACGCGGCCAAGAAGCGGUGCGACGACCUGCGCCGGCUGCGGCUCGAAGGAUUCAUGGAAGGCUUCAGCAUCAUCUCGCUGCGGCUGAAGGAGAUGUACCAGAUGAUCACCAUGGGCGGCAACGCCGAGCUCGAGCUGGUCGACUCGCUGGACCCCUUCAGCGAGGGCAUCCUGUUCAGCGUCAUGCCGCCCAAGAAGAGCUGGAAGAACAUUGGCAACCUGUCGGGCGGCGAGAAGACGCUCAGCUCGCUGGCGCUAGUGUUUGCCCUGCAUCACUACAAGCCGACGCCGCUGUACGUCAUGGAUGAGAUCGACGCCGCGUUGGACUUCAGAAAUGUCUCGAUUGUGGCCAGCUAUAUCAAGGAGCGGACCAAGAACGCGCAGUUCAUCGUCAUCUCCCUGCGCAACAACAUGUUCGAGUUGGCGGCGCGGUUGGUCGGCGUGUACAAGGUCAACCACAUGACCAAGAGCGUCACCAUCGAUAACAAGGAUUACAUUUCUCGGAGGGGCCAGCAGCAGCAGCAGCAAGGCGGCCAGGUUGCCCAGCUGCCCUUGAGAUGAGGAGUCUGAGACUGUUUUCCUCCACCCUUUCAUGUCUCCUGGUUUUUUUUUUUUUUUUUUUUUGGAUGAGGAUGGGAUAGGAUGAGGGUCGUUUUGGCUUCGGGGAUUCCCUAUCAUGACUGUGAUUUCCUAGCCAGGCAAGGUUCAGGAGGUAACCAACUUGUAGUAAUGAAUGAAUCGGAACAUAUAUGCCUCGUGA
Messenger RNA from Phialemonium atrogriseum, 4896 nucleotides. RefSeq names its product nuclear condensin complex subunit Smc4. Gene Ontology annotation, biological process: mitotic chromosome condensation. The record is from RefSeq and is a predicted model, not a curated record. NCBI's taxonomy places the organism in Eukaryota, Fungi, Ascomycota, Sordariomycetes, Cephalothecales, Cephalothecaceae. Gene Ontology annotation, molecular function: ATP binding; ATP hydrolysis activity; protein binding. Gene Ontology annotation, cellular component: condensin complex; chromosome. The transcript is spliced from 3 exons. Bases 309 to 4697 code for a protein of 1462 amino acids.